This is a messenger RNA of Zingiber officinale, 2002 nucleotides long. Its product is annotated as putative disease resistance RPP13-like protein 3. The coding region runs from base 29 to 2002 and encodes 657 amino acids. Gene Ontology annotation, molecular function: ADP binding. Gene Ontology annotation, biological process: defense response to other organism. The transcript has 2 exons. The record is from RefSeq and is a predicted model, not a curated record. Lineage: Eukaryota; Viridiplantae; Streptophyta; Magnoliopsida; Zingiberales; Zingiberaceae.
CUACCAAGGUGGCCAUUUGUCGUAAGAUAUGUACUGGUUUGGUCGAUUGAUUUGCAGAGAAACAGAAAUGGCGUCUACGGUGGUGUACUUGGUGCUGAGGAAGCUUGGCGAACUUGCUUCCAGCGAGGUCGCCGGCCUCCUCAACGUGGGUGUAGAGAUCGCGUCGCUGACGGAAACACUGGCACUGAUUCAAUCCCGUCUCAGAGAUGCCGACCAGAAACCCAGAUCCGAGCAAAGCCACUCUUUGCAGGAGUGGAUGAGGCAGAUCCGGAACUUGGCGUUCGAGAUGGAGGACCUGGUGGACGAAUACGCGACGCGGCUAGGCCGCGCUUCAGCCGCCGGCGGCCGGAAGAGCUGUCUCCGACGCAUCGCCGCCUUCCCCUCCCGGAUCCUCACUCGCCAUCGGCUCGCGAGCCGCCUGCAGGACAUCCAUGCCAAAUUUCAAGAUUUAUGCAGACAAACGUCGCAACUUGGCAUCCAAGCUCCGUCCUCCUGGCCCACCUUCUCUUCAUCCUCUUACUCCUCUUCCUCUGCGGCUGACGCAAGGCUUGCUCGAAGAUGCGAACUAGAAGAAGACAUUGUCGGUUUUGAUGAAGAUAUGAAAGACAUCAAAAGGCAACUAUUUGACAUUAGUUCAACAGAUCGCGUUGUCCUUGCGGUUGUUGGUCCUGGGGGUUUGGGCAAAACAACGCUGGCUAAUAAGAUCUACAAGAGUGCAGAUGUCAAAAACUAUUUCCAGUGCAAGGCAUGGGUGUCCGUCUCACAGAACUAUGGGGUCAAAGAACUCUUGUGCAGCAUUGUGAAGCAAGUGUUCGACUUCAACGAUGAGCAAGUAAAAGGCAUGGAAGAACUAGGGAUGAAGGAAAAGUUGUCGGACCACUUGCGCGACAAGAGGUAUCUAGUCGUGAUGGAUGAUAUUUGGCAGGUGGCAGCUUGGAACGCCAUUAAAGCAGCUUUUCCAAAAGAAUUGACAGGAUCCAGAGUGUUGCUGACCACACGCAAGAUGAACGUUGCGAACGUUGCAGAUGUCCCUCCACACAAGCUGAAAUUUUGGAAUGUCGAAGAGAGCUGGAAUUUGUUCUGCAGGAAAGCUUUCCGCACAACAUCCUGCCCACCUGAGUUUGAGCGAUUCAAGGAAGAUAUCUUCAGAAAAUCUAAAGGGUUGCCUCUUGCCAUUGUGGUACUCGGAGGACUUUUGAGAGGUACAAGUCAAGCUAGUGACUGGAGGAAAAAGCUGGAUUAUAUUUCUCGUGAAUUCAGAGAAGGAGAAGACCAAAUCCAAAGUAUAUUAGCUCUCAGUUACCAUGAUCUUCCGCAUCAUUUGAAGCCUUGCUUCCUCUAUUUUGCAGCCUUUCCUGAGGACUAUAUCAUUGCUGCAGAGAGGAUAAUACAUUUAUGGAUCGCUGAGGGUUUCAUACAAACGAAUGACAAAGUGGAUCAAACAAUGGAGGACCUCGCGGAGGCAUAUUUGAAGGAUUUGACUGACAGAUCCAUGUUACAAACGGAAACAACGGAUUUGUAUGUACAGACAGUUCGCAUUCAUGAUCUUCUUCUUGAUCUAGCACGUCAUGAAGCUCGUGAGCUUAACUUCUACAGGUCCAUUAAUGACAGAGGUGACGAUCCAAGAGCUUUACGACGUCUCUGUGUCACUGAAAAUGUCAACGACCAUAUCUCAUCGAACUGUUCUACCACUAAACUACGGUCACUUGUAGUUUGUCCGAAUGAAGGUUUUCAGAGAACUCUGGCAGUUACCAUCUCCGGAGCGAAGUUCCUCAGGGUCUUGGAUUUGAUAGAACUACCCAUUGAACAGCUACCAAAGGGUCCAUUAAUGCAGUUACCAUCUCCAUCAAGCCUUCAAGCCUUCAACACCAGUGGGUCUCGCCAUGAGAGUUUUCUCUUAUCGGUCUUCUUUGAGUUGUUUCCAAAAUCUCUACAAAUCGCUAACAUAUCAUUUGAGCCUCCAAUCAUAGGCACUCUAUUGAGUCUCUCCAUUUGUAUGUGA